CACUCGCUCCCUUGCGACCACGACCCAGCGCGCCCACCACCGCCAUCCCUCAGACGCCACAGUCGCAUUAGGAAUCCAACUCAACUAUCCCCGUACAAUUCCUGGACAAGUUUCCACACGACGACACGCCGCAUACGGCCCAAACAGGCAAUAUGGCGCCUUCGCGGACUCGCAACGUUGAUUCAGACGGGCCCUCCACGGCCGACGUCUCUGCGAAUGAGGAUGUGGAGAUGCAGGAGCAGAAGGAUCGCGUGAAUGGCUUCCCGAAGUUCGGGUACUACCAGGACACGCCAGACUACACGGACUCCGAUACAAACCCCAACACAACAGCAAGCAGUGUAGCUGGUGACGCGCCAGUAGACGCCCGAAAACGACGGUCCGACGUAAACAACAUGCGGAAGACCAUCUACGGAAAGAAGCACGACAGACUGGGCGCGUCUAAGGAGGACGACACAAUUCGACGUUUCCGAUACCUGCUCGGUCUGACCGACCUGUUCCGCCACUUCAUCGAUACGAACCCGAAUCCGCGCAUAAAGGAGAUUCUCGCCGAGAUCGACCGCCAGGACGCCGAGGACGAGGCAAAGGCAAAGACUAGCAAAGUGCGCAAGGGCGGCGCCGCUGCAGAGCGUCGGCGCAAGACGGAGCAAGAAGAAGAUGCUGAGCUGGUGCGGGAAGAGAAACAUGGCGGCCAUAACGAGACCGUGUUCCGAGAAUCACCAGGAUACAUCCAGGGCGGCACUAUGCGAGACUACCAAGUUGCUGGGUUGAACUGGCUCAUAUCUCUUCACGAGAACGGUAUCUCUGGUAUUCUAGCCGACGAGAUGGGUCUCGGAAAGACGUUGCAGACCAUAUCGUUCAUUGGCUACCUCCGCUUCAUCCGCGGCAUUACCGGCCCGCACCUAGUCACUGUGCCCAAGUCUACCCUUGACAACUGGAAGCGCGAGUUCGGCAGGUGGAUACCGGAGAUCGAUGUCUUGGUUCUGCAGGGCGCCAAAGAGGAGCGAGCAGAGCUCAUACAAGAGCGCCUCGUUGACGAGAAAUUCGACGUCUGUAUCACCAGCUACGAGAUGAUCUUGCGAGAGAAGUCGCAUCUCAAGAAGUUUGCUUGGGAGUAUAUCAUCAUCGACGAAGCGCACCGCAUCAAGAACGAAGAGUCGUCGCUCGCACAGAUCAUUCGCUUGUUCAACUCGCGAAACCGCCUGCUUAUCACGGGUACACCACUUCAGAACAACCUACACGAACUGUGGGCGCUGCUCAACUUCUUGCUCCCAGACGUCUUCGGAGACUCUGCAGCAUUCGACGACUGGUUCUCCAGUCAAGACGAGGACUCCGACACUGUUGUCCAACAGCUUCACAAGGUCCUGCGACCGUUCUUACUGCGCCGCGUGAAGGCCGAUGUAGAGAAGUCCCUGCUUCCCAAAAAGGAAAUCAACCUCUACAUUGGUAUGUCCGACAUGCAAGUCAAGUGGUACAAGAAGAUUCUGGAGAAGGACAUCGAUGCGGUCAAUGGCGCAGCUGGCAAUAAGGAGUCAAAGACACGCCUUCUAAACAUCGUCAUGCAGCUGCGGAAAUGCUGUAACCAUCCGUACCUUUUCGAAGGUGCCGAACCCGGCCCACCAUAUACCACUGACGAGCACUUGGUCAAUAACGCUGCAAAGAUGGUUAUGCUUGAUACACUGCUCAAGCGCAUGAAAGCCCAGGGUAGCAGAGUUCUCAUCUUCUCCCAGAUGAGUCGUGUGCUUGACAUUCUGGAGGACUACUCAGUCAUGCGGAGUUAUCCUUAUUGCCGAAUUGAUGGUUCGACCGCCCACGAGGACCGAAUCGCCGCCAUCGAUGAGUACAACAAGGAAGGGUCGGAGAAGUUCCUCUUUCUUCUCACCACCCGCGCGGGUGGUCUUGGUAUCAACUUGACUAGCGCAGAUAUUGUUGUCCUGUUCGACAGCGACUGGAACCCGCAGGCUGAUCUCCAAGCCAUGGACCGUGCUCACCGGAUUGGCCAAACCAAGCAGGUUAUGGUAUUCCGUUUCGUCACCGAGAACGCGAUCGAGGAGAAGGUCUUGGAGCGAGCGGCGCAGAAGCUGCGCCUUGAUCAGCUAGUCAUCCAACAGGGCCGAACGCAGCAGCCUGUCAAGAACGCUGCUUCCAAGGACGAGCUCCUCACGAUGAUCCAGCACGGCGCUGAGAAGGUAUUCAACUCGCAAGGCCCACUAGGCCCAGCCUCCGGAUCAGGAGACAUUACCGACGAUGCCUUCGAGGCGAUACUCAAGCGCGGCGAGGAGAGGACCCAACAGCUCAACAACAAGUACGAGAAGCUUGGACUCGACGACCUUCAGAAGUUCACUUCGGAUUCUACUUAUGAGUGGAAUGGCGAGACUUUCCAGCCCCGGAAGAAGGACAUUGGGCUUAGCUGGAUUAAUCCAUCCAAGCGCGAACGUAAAGAAAUCGGAUACUCUAUGGACAAGUACUAUCGGCAGGCCCUCAUGACUGGUGGACGGACGGAGUCGAAGCAGCCCAGGGUUCCUCGCGCGCCUAAGCAAGUCGUAAUCCACGACUACCAGUUCUUCCCAGAAAAGUUGGCCGAGCUACAGGACAAGGAGACAGCCUGGUACCGAAAAGAGAAUAACAUCAAGGCCCCUCUCCCCGAAGGACCUGAUGAGGAUCUCGAGACUCGCGAAGCCGACCAGGAACUCGCUCAAAAGGAGAUCGACAAUGCCGAGCCGUUGACGGAAGAAGAGAAGGCGGAGAAGGAGCGCUUGAUUGCCAAGGGUUUCCCAGAGUGGAACAAGCGAGACUUCCAACAAUUCCUGAACGGCUCAGCUAAGUACGGCCGAACGAACUACGAUGGCAUUGCAGAAGAGGUCGACGGCAAGACGGCGGACGAAAUCGAGGAGUAUGCCAAGGUCUUCUGGAAGAAAUACAAGACUCUCGACAACUGGCAAAAGCACAUCAAUGUUGUUGAAGAGGGCGAGGCUCGCGCGCGCGCCUCUGAGGAGAAGAAACGGCUGUUGGCAAAGAAGAUCAGCAUGUACCGGAUGCCACUCCAGAACAUGACAAUCAAGUACACAGUGUCGACGACGAACAAGAAGGUCUACACCGAGGAGGAGGACCGGUUCUUGCUCGUCAUGCUGAACAAGCAUGGCGUGGAGGGCGAUGCCAUCUACGAGAAGAUCCGUGAGGAGAUUCGAGAGUCAGCCCUCUUCCGCUUUGACUGGUUCUUCCUUAGCCGGACGCCGCAGGAGAUUGGCCGUCGAUGCAACACCCUCAUUCAGACGGUCGUGCGAGAGCUUGGUGACGGCGACAUGAAGAACGGCAAAGGCAAGCGUCCCCUUGAGGACGAAGAGUCUGAAGACGAAGAAGAGCUCCCCGUGAAGAAGAAGGCCAAGAACGGCGUCAAGAACAAGCAGCUGGAUUCUGUCAAGGGUAAAGCAUCCCCGGCUUCGGUAUCGACGUCUCGAGCGACGAGCGUCGUCUCUAAUAGCUCUGCCCCAGCUAAGUCCAAGGGCAAGGGCAAAAAGAAAUAAGUGUUCUUAAUAAGGCUUGCUGACGGGUCUUGCAAUGUCAGUAGGCAUUCCUCGACGCGUCAGCAUGCAAUGAAAGGCGUUCUGGCGUAUUAUGGUCAAGAUGGAGGUUUUGGGUCUCCUGCAUCGGUCGUGGGCGAGGCUUCAUGUGUUCUGCACUAAAGUGUUGAUCGUUUGAAUUGCGACAGGG
This is a messenger RNA of Trematosphaeria pertusa, 3708 nucleotides long. RefSeq lists its product as uncharacterized. Gene Ontology annotation, biological process: regulation of transcription by RNA polymerase II; nucleosome organization. The record is from RefSeq and is a predicted model, not a curated record. Gene Ontology annotation, cellular component: chromatin; nucleus. The coding region runs from base 153 to 3521 and encodes 1122 amino acids. The transcript is spliced from 5 exons. Lineage: Eukaryota; Fungi; Ascomycota; Dothideomycetes; Pleosporales; Trematosphaeriaceae. Gene Ontology annotation, molecular function: histone binding; DNA binding; ATP binding.